Messenger RNA from Phytophthora nicotianae INRA-310, 2599 nucleotides. RefSeq lists its product as hypothetical. The record is from RefSeq and is a predicted model, not a curated record. Lineage: Eukaryota; Oomycota; Peronosporomycetes; Peronosporales; Peronosporaceae. The transcript has 3 exons. Gene Ontology annotation, cellular component: extracellular region. Gene Ontology annotation, biological process: proteolysis. Gene Ontology annotation, molecular function: protein binding. Bases 1 to 2523 code for a protein of 840 amino acids.
AUGAAGCAAUCGCUGCUAGCUGGGAUCGCCCUCGCCUGCUUGUUUACUGUUGGCGGCGCUGCAGGAGCGGAUAGUGCCGAUGGAUCGACAGAGGCCUCCACAUCCACGAGAUUGACUUGCGGCGCACAGCUGAAGAACAUCUACUACCAUGGCUUCAAUCUACAGACGUCGACGGUGAGCAACGCAGCGGCGUGCUGCGAUCUGUGCGCUGCGUACGACGGGUGCGUGCUGUACACGUACUUCUAUUCGUCCAGCACGGGUCAAAGUCUCUGCUAUUUGAAGAGCGGAGCGGGCGAAAAGACCAACUACGCGGACAGUUCCAGUGUGACGGCCGUAUCGGCCUUCAUGGUGUCGGCUACCAGCGCACCAACCCCAACGACCAGCACGCCGUCACCUAGUGCGACUCCAUCUGCAUGCAACGAGCAGCUUCAAGGCGUGUUCUACAACGACUACACCAUCUACGAGUUCUCCGUUGACUCGGCUGACGAGUGCUGCCAGUAUUGCUCGCAGCUAGCGGACGAAGGCUGCGUACUUUACACGCUGUACGUAUCGAUGAGUGAAAACGUGAAGCGUUGUCUGUUAAAGAGCGCAGCGGGCACAACCACGAACUAUACGAACUCGGACGACCUCACAAUAGUGUCGGCCUUCCUACCUGCAUCAGCGACGCCUUCGCCCACGUCGGCAGACGAGUGCACGGUAGCUGAGGGUCAGUACUGCGGUAACGCACAAGGAACGACGUGCUGCGAGUCGGACAGCUACUGUCAGCCGUGGAACACCUACUACUACCAGUGCAUCGGGCUUCCGGACGGCUGCGGCAACCUGGAGACGGACAUUGACUACUAUGGCAACGACCUCAGCAGCGCCUUGACACUAUAUCCUUGGUUGUGCUGCUCAUUGUGCCAAGAAACCGAGGGCUGCAACGCUUACACGUUCGUCAAUUUGGACCCAGCAGGACCCACAUGUUACAUGAAGACGAGCAGUGCCGGACGCGUCGCCAAUGUCGGUGCGUUGUCCGGCGUGCCGUUAAACAAGGCAUCCUUGUCGAUAUGCUACGUGUUCUGUUCUUCAUCCGUUGCUAUACUGGAUGCUGUUGGCUCCGGCGUGCUACGAGCUGUGAGCAAACAGUCCCUAGCGUACAAUACGCUGCUUGAUUCACCACUUCGAAGCACCCAUGAGUCAGAAAUCUCUGUUUACGCUUUGGAUGCCUUGGCAUUCUGGCAUUCCCAUCGGGACAUCUUAUCUCGACUGAGCACUUGGACCAAUCAAGUGAACACUUGCCAGGCAUCGCUGGCGCUGGAACUUCCAGCUGCUGGAGCUCGCGCUCUAUUGCAUGACCGGUUUCUGAUGGUCUCCACUACAGAAUCCGACAGCUCCACGCAAGAACCGUCGAUGGGUUCGAAAGGAAUCCCCUUCCAGGAGCUCAAGCUCACGGUCGACGAGGAGCAGAACUGCCGAGAUCGGUCGUUCCAACUGCUGGAUCGAACGCUACGCAGCUACGACGAGCGCGACGGCCAGGAAGAUAAUGGUCGACCUUCAGCCCCUCUGCAUCACUCUAACCUCGACAACACGCGCUGGAAGCAGCUCAAAACCCAGGAAAACGCGUCGCUCUAUGUCGAACGCAGCAAUAGCGUGCAUCGCGACGACAAUAUCCUCGGCGGUGACUGGAAAAACCCGAUGGUAUUCUUGAUGGCAGGCACCAUUCAAGGAGAGCUGGACGAGGUGAUGCUCGGCGUGGAGACCCCGAUCGUUGCCAGUCUACGAGACCGGAAGGAAGUACUAGCCAUGCAGCCGGUAGAUUGCGCUGUCUUGGCCGAACUAGCGGCCCCGACGGAGUCGGAUCCAUUUCAAUACCUUGGGAUCCAGUGGAUGGCGUUCAGACACGGUUGGCCUCUCAAGGCAGUGUCGUCGCCUCGAGACUUUGUAACGUUAGCGUCCAAGGGCACCAUGACACGCGCGAACGGCGACCGUAUCGGCUACCAAGUGGUACAGCCAGCCAAACUCCCUCAAUGUCCGCCGUUGCCCGGGUCGAUGCGUACCAAUCUCAUGUAUGCCGCCGUCUUCAAGCAACAGGAGCCUGGAAUCGUCGAUGUCUUCGUGCAGACAUAUAUCGAGACAAUGAGUUCCCUACUGAACAAAGUCGUGGUCUCAGCGACGUGGAAAUCUACUAUGGAUUUAUGGAGUGCGCCUCAACUGGCCGAGAUGAAGAAAAUGCAGUGGUGUCUUGCCAAUUGCAAGGCUCAACGUCGACAACUGCAACGACAGGCUUCUCCGUCGGCGAAAAACGUAUGUAAAAAGUGUCAAGAGAUACGCAAGAUGCGUGGCAGUGAUAUUGAGGACAAGACCGCUUGCGUCCUCUGCGUUUCGCCGACAUGCUCUAAUUGCCGCGUGGAGCGGACACUUGAGGCAAUUGAUGAACGAAAACUCAAGCUGAUACAACACUCGGUCAUUGUCUGUCGAGCCUGCAUGGUCUUCGUACAACACAUGCGACCCGUGGAUAUUGUACGGCAGACGUUGAAGCCAUAACGUAUAUAAGCUUGCAUUAUCUAGCCAAUUUAUUCUACUUACUGUAAAAAAUGAUAUUGCCAUUUUCAUUUAACGC